UCGGGUCUUCGUGACGGAUUGCAGCAAGCGGGCAGAAUGGAUACUUGUACGGGGAAACGGGUUAAAGUCCGGCUUCACUUUCCCGCCAAUUCCUCAUAACCGUUAAGUAACCGUUUCUUUUGUUGGAAAUUCAUAUUAAACAAAACCCUAGAAAAUAAUUGAGAGAGUUCCCAACUUCUCCGCCCUUCGACAGAUUGAAGUUCAACCUCUGCGACUAAUGCCGACACAAUCCAUUCUCAUUGUACUCCUCCUCGUUCAGUCAGCCUUCGUCGCUUCUCAGGCGUCGCAAUUACAGAAAUACGCUUCGAAUCCCCAUCUAUUUUCAGCCCAAUCCUCAUCGAGAAAAAGCAUCCUCAGGCUUUCGAAGCCUCUGAUUCGAGAUGAUGGAAGAGUCUACAGUUGUUUAGAAAGAAGGUUCUUUGCGUUUGAAAGCAACGGUUCCAUUGCUUGGACAGUCAAUCUAAAGUAUACGUGUAAUGCUGGAAUUGCUCCGGUUCACGGUGGUUCAAGAAAGAUUUAUUUGGCAGCAGAAAAUAGAGUGAUGAGAAUCAAUCCUUUGAAUAUUGGAACUUCUGAAUCUGCCGUGGAGGUUUUCUUUGAUCCAGAUCCAGGAGAAGAGACGGGUGAAAUUGUUGGUCUCUCUGUCAGCACAUUGAGUUCGUCUGUGUUUAUCAACGUUAAAAACAGGGGACUCUUUGCGUACAGGCUCCAGGGCCAAAUGCUAUGGAGUGCUGGCCCUGUGCUUUAUCAAUCUGGGUAUCGUCAAGGUUGCAGGAAAAACUAUAAAGAUUGUUAUUUUGACUCAGCACCUGUUAUUGACCAGUGUGAAGCUAGUGUAUACAUCUCAAAUACAGAAGGGGAAGUCUAUGCAAUGUCACUUGGAAGUCCUCAUUUUAAGUGGAUCCAGGAUUUGAGUGCAUUAGACAAGAGUUUUGUGAUUAGUCCGGGAAACAAUGGUCGGGUAUAUGUUACUGUACCAGUUAAGGCUCUUGUGCUGGCUCUUGAUGCUUCUACUGGAACAGUUUUGUGGCAAAGUAGUAUUGGACCAUUAAGUACAACAGAUUGUGCGCCAGUUAUUGAUUCUAACGGCUGGAUAUCUAUUGGUUCAUUGGAUGGUUUCCUGUAUUCAAUUUCACCAACUGGAGUUCCCAAGAAAUUUCCCAAAGCUGCACCGCUAGAUUUUGUAGUUCAAGUUAGUCCAUUUCUUGAUUGUUCAGGCUAUGCAGUUUAUAUCUCUCAGGCAGAGAUGGAAGGAAAAGUCAGCCAUACAAUUGGCGAGUACACUUACAUCUCAGCCCUGAAACCAAAAAAUGUUGUGUUCACUUUACUUGUCCCAGCAACCGGGACCAUCUACUGGUCUGAAAGUUAUCCUGCAUCAGGUCAAUUACCAUCCAUAUUGAAAGAGAGUGAUCUGCAACACUUUGUGCUAGAUGAAAGCAUCAUUCUUGCCUUUAUUACUGCUUCAAAUAUUGGCAACCGACUUCCAUGCCGUAGCACACGUCAGAAGCUUGCAACCAGCUGCUCCCAAGCAGAACCCCAGCAUGUUAGCAUCUACACAGGUGAUGAAAGGACAAUUCUGUUAUUUCUGUUGCUCGAGACUGUAACAUUGAUAGUACUAGUGGUAGUUGUACGAUUCUGUUGUAUAUUUUGGAGGAAAAAGAAGCUCCAAAGUCAAGACUUGGGAAAAUUCUUAGAAAAGCGACAUUUUCUUCAGCUCCAAAAGAAAACAUUUGAUCAGGCAAUUACAGAACUCGAGCAAAAUGCUGCAGAGGAAGCAGUUCCAAACAAAAUGCUUGAAAGGCUGGAUGAUUUGGUAAAGCAAAAGGAGGACAUAGAAAGGAAGCUCUCAACAACCUAUAGUUUAGGAAGGGAUAGAACUAAGUCAGAGUCAUUGAAAUCUCUCCUUCCAUUGUAUGAUGGAAAAGCAAAGAGCUAUUCUUUCCAAGAAGGUGCAGAGAAAGAGAGUGACACUUGGGCUGAUAGCAGCAGAAACAAGAAAGAAGCAGAGUCAACUUUCUUCCAGUACAUGCAGUCAGCAGCAGCUGCAGCUAAAGCCAAGGGAAAGGCACCAAUUGAAGUUGGAAGCUCCAGUGACCAGGAAACUGAAGAAGAAUACGAGGGUGCCUCUGCCUACGACGAUGAAGGGGAAGCCAGGGAGACUUUACACCAUGGUAGCAGCAGGAGCAUAAUGAGGAGGAGGAGAACUUUGUCUUCCACUAACUAGAAACUGAAGAAAGAACAUGUAACUGAAGAAAAAACAUGUAUUUUUGUAGCUCUAGCUUGUUCCUAACCUCUACCUCUUGAACAUGACUGCAUGUUCUUCUUGUAAAUUUCUUUUGAAUGGAAAGA
Molecule: messenger RNA, 2349 nt
Organism: Diospyros lotus (date-plum)
Lineage: Eukaryota; Viridiplantae; Streptophyta; Magnoliopsida; Ericales; Ebenaceae
Product: protein GAMETE EXPRESSED 3
Exons: 10
Coding region: 218-2224 (668 amino acids)
Biological process (GO): pollen tube guidance; embryo development ending in seed dormancy
Cellular component (GO): plasma membrane
Molecular function (GO): protein binding
Source: RefSeq, a predicted model, not a curated record